Molecule: messenger RNA, 807 nt
Organism: Fusarium coffeatum
Lineage: Eukaryota; Fungi; Ascomycota; Sordariomycetes; Hypocreales; Nectriaceae
Exons: 2
Coding region: 1-807 (268 amino acids)
Cellular component (GO): mitochondrion
Source: RefSeq, a predicted model, not a curated record
AUGCGAAGGGCGGCUACGAAAGACUCCAAGAAGACGGAUGUUGAGUCCAUGUCUGCAAUUCAGAAGAGAGCCAACGACGAGUACUUCAAGUCUGGGGGCGGCCCAUUGUUUCCUGGCACAUUCGUUCCUCUCCCUCUAUCACGGUACCCCUCUGGCGCCUCCAACUCCCUGAACUAUACCUGGUACCGGUUUCGUCAAUGGGGUAUCGAGUUCCUUUCCCUCCUCCAAUUCAAGCUAAAGUCCAUGCCCAAUUGGACAACACGACCCAAGUGGAAGAUCGGCCGUGGCAAGAUCGCGCCUACCGCAAAGAACAUGUAUAUGGAGAUGCUUGGAGCCUUUGCGGCGGGCGACAAGUCUACAAUCAACAGCCUAUGCCUUGGCCAGUUCGGCAAAAAGCUCACAGCAGCUAUCGACCGUCGCAAUGCCGGUGAACGUGUGACAUUCGAGCUUAUCAAGGUCAAUAAGCCAUUAUUCUAUCCCCGUGUGGUAGCACACCAGGUGCACAAUAUCAACCCCCACGACAAGGACAACUGCACAGAGCAGGCUGUUAUUGCAAUCGCCUCGACGCAGCGUGUCGCAAAAUACAAGAAGCCCACUGGUGAGCUUGUGCCUGGUAGCACAAAGGUGCAAGACAAGCUGGAGUACGUGGUGCUCUCACGACAGGUCAACGAGAAGACAUUCCAGUCCACGCCAUGGCGAAUCUGGGGAACCGUCCCUGCUACAACACUUGAGUCAUACCAAAAAGAGCAGGAUUGGAUUAUGAGGGAGCAGGCUCAGCGUGCUGGGUGGAAAGGUCCCUUGAAAUAA